This is a messenger RNA of Pyricularia oryzae 70-15, 288 nucleotides long. RefSeq lists its product as uncharacterized. The transcript has 2 exons. Lineage: Eukaryota; Fungi; Ascomycota; Sordariomycetes; Magnaporthales; Pyriculariaceae. The record is from RefSeq and is a predicted model, not a curated record. The coding region runs from base 1 to 288 and encodes 95 amino acids.
AUGCCACGACUGGACACAGCUGGGUGGGUGCUGCGGACUAAGGUGACCGAGUCGCGUCGCAAGGAACAGUACGAAGAAAAAAAGCGGCAGGAGAAAAACAAGAUCCUGAACAGUAAGGUGGACAGGAAAAUGCGAAAAGAGAAAGACUCGGGCUUCUCGAGGUCGGGUUUAAUGUUUAAUCAAAAGAUAUGGGCAAUGGCAGGCCCGGGCAAAUAUUUUGUCGAGGUCUUACCGUGCGACCCCUGCAAGGUUGACGAAAAGGGGCGGAUACUCCAAAUGAGAGAAUGA